Messenger RNA from Austrofundulus limnaeus, 3135 nucleotides. RefSeq names its product matrix metallopeptidase 19 (gene mmp19). The transcript is spliced from 9 exons. The record is from RefSeq and is a predicted model, not a curated record. NCBI's taxonomy places the organism in Eukaryota, Metazoa, Chordata, Actinopteri, Cyprinodontiformes, Rivulidae. The coding region runs from base 1348 to 2763 and encodes 471 amino acids. Gene Ontology annotation, biological process: proteolysis; extracellular matrix organization; collagen catabolic process. Gene Ontology annotation, cellular component: extracellular matrix. Gene Ontology annotation, molecular function: metalloendopeptidase activity; zinc ion binding.
UUUAUCAAAGUAGUAACAUCAUUUGCUGGCGGUAGCAGAUGAGUACAAUAACUCAUCGUCUUUGAAGUGUCAUUCAACAGGAAAUUUGAAUUUCAGAUUUUCAACGGCAAACAGAACUCCAAGGUAAAGAAAGUAGAUGAUGAUCAUGUUUGGGAUGCUCUGGAUAGGCGUAUGUCAAUCAGCUUYCCACAGCCAUUGAAGAGUGGACCAAUAUUCCACAGGCCACAAUCAACAACCUGAUCAACUUUAUAGGAUGUGUUGGACUGCAUGAGACAAAUGGUGGUCACACCAGAUACCGACUAGUUUUCAGACCCCCCUGUGCCCCAAUUAAGCAAAACGGCACAUUUCAGAGUGGCCUGUUAUUGUGGCCAGCCUAAGGCACACCUGUGCAAUAAUCAUGCUGUCUAAUAAGCAUCUUGAUUUGCCACACCUGCUAUGUGGGCUGAAUGAUAUAUGCAAAGGAGAAGUGCCCCUUAACACAGAUGUACACAAAUUUCUGAUCAGUAUUUGAAGGAAGAAGGUCUAUUAUGUACAUUGAAAAAGUUUUAGAUCUUUGAGUUUAGCUCAUAAAAAAUGGUAGCAAAAACAGUGUUGCAUUUAUAUUUUUGUUCAGUGUAGUUUAAGAAUAAACCUUUGAAGCUCUCACGGGUCACAUAAUACRAUGUGGCAGGCCACAUUUGGCCCACAAGCCUUAAUUUUGAUGCAUGCAUCAAAAUGAAUACAGUUGAAAAAGGUUAAGCAGGUUUUCACAUMUGUCUCAGAUGUUAGUUUAACUUUAAAAAGAAGGAGAAACCCACCCACUGCUCUUGCGCAACAUUAGAAUCUGGUAGUUUGAACCAUUUAGCUCAGUCGAAAACCUGAAUGGUUUGUUUUCUGAGGACAACAGGAAUGUGGAGACCAGAGGCAAGUCUUAUUCUGUGGUUUUAGACCUACUUUUAGUUUGUGAUUAGAUCCAGUCAUGUGAAGACCAGAGAACAAACAAAAURCCUGUGAUCACAGGGUGGGAAUGGUUACAGUGUGCCCUCACUUAUAACUUUUAAUGAGGCUGGACUGGAGCUUUUUUUUUUUAAAAUGGUGUCUCGACUCUAUAAACAAGUGUGGAGAAGCUGCAGCAGGAGCUCCUCAUCUCUCCCCUCAGAACAGCUGGACAGUUUAACAGCUGAGGUCAGCCCCCUGCUCUCAUUCCUCAGAGAUGGAUCAUCAGAGCCACGGGGCUGACUCAUUCCACAUCAGAGUUAAAAACCCCUGGAGUGCRCAGGAAACAAAGAGUCUGCUGUUUGACUCUGCUGAACACUCCUCAGGCUUUAAGCACCCGAUCUUUGGACCGCAGGAACCAGAAUCUGAUCGAUGGAGUUUACAGAGCUGCUGCUGCUGCUGGUGCUCAGCCUGUAUGGAGCAGCAUGUGCGGUGGUUCAGUGGCCAGAGCUGGAUGAAGCAAAGGUGUAUCUGAGGCAGUACGGCUACCUGACUGUUCCAGCUGAUCCAACAGACACAGACAACCUGGAGGAGCUCAUUGAAGCUCUUAGAGUCUUCCAGAGAGUGAAUGAUCUGCCACCUACUGGAGAGCUGGAUAAAGAAACUCUGGAGGUGAUGAGACAGCCUCGCUGUGGUUUGGAGGAUCCCUUUAAUAAGAAAUUCCUCAAGUACAGAGUGAUGGGUCGGUGGAGAAAAAAGAGCCUCACCUAUCGCAUCUACAACUACACGCCUGACAUGUUGAAGUCAGAGGUCAGGUCGGCCAUCCGUUCUGCCUUCCAGUACUGGAGCGACGUGGCGGCCCUGACCUUCAGAGAGGUGGACUACGGCCGAGCAGACAUAAGAAUCUUGUUUCAUAAAAAGGACGGCUACUGCUCCGUCCCGUUUGAUGGCCGUGGUCAGGUUCUGGCUCACGCAGAACCACCAGAUUCUGGUAUGGUCCAUUUUGACGAGGACGAGUUCUGGACAGAAGGAACRUACUAUGGGACUAAUCUGCGUAUCGUAGCGGCCCAUGAAAUAGGCCACGCCCUCGGCCUGGGUCACUCCCAGUUCAAGAGUGCUCUGAUGGCACCUGUUUAUGCCGGUUACCGUGCCAACUUCAGGCUGCAUGCGGAUGAUGUCAAAGGCAUCCAGGCUCUGUAUGGCAAGCGCAGCUCUCCAGACAGUGCAGCUCCUCCAGACAACCUGAUCCCAACACAGAACAGCUUUGGAAGUGACAAGAUCCCUGAUCCCUGCACUGCCACACUGGACGCCAUCAUGCUGGGUCCAUGGGAUAAAACCUUUGCUUUCAGUGGUGAAUAUGUCUGGACCAUCACAGACCUGGGCCAUAACACACCUAUAAAGAUCAACAGACUGUGGAGGGAACUCCCUGGAAACCUGAACGCUGCCGUCCACUCUCAGAGAACCAACAAGACCUAUUUUCUUAAAGGCAGUGAAGUGUGGAGGUACACAAGGUUCACGCUUGACUACGGCUACCCCAAGCAGGUGAAGCGAGUCCCUGCUGAUGUCGAUGCAGCCUUGUACCUGCAGAAGAACAAGAAGCUGGUCUUCAUAAAGGGGUCAGAGUACUGGCAGUUUGAUGAGCUGAGCUACAAUAGUUUGACUUUCUACCCCAAACCGCUCAACAUGCUCUUCACCGGAGUGCCCUCCUCCCCUGACGCGGCCUUCACCUGGACCAACGGCAAGAUCUUUUUCUUUAAGGGGGACGAGUACUGGCGAGUGAACCAGCUGCUGCUGAAAGUGGACAGAGGUUACCCUCUGAGCAAGAAGGAGCGCUGGAUGCGAUGUUAGAGCUCCACCAACAGGGGCCAGCAGGUUCACAGACAUUAACAUAUGCAGUGAUUGGAGAAUUAUCACUGGUUUGAUUUCACUGGAUCUGAUUAAAACCAAGCUACAUUUCAAAGCAGGCUGAUGUUUAUUAUUAUCUUUAUUGUUUACUGUUUUUAAAAAAAAUUUGUUUAGGAUUGAAGAAUUACGCAAACUUUAUAUAACCUUGAAAAGAAAUCCAAUUCCUCUUGUUCACAUGUGUGUUUGGUUAUGUGUUGCAACACUCUUACGCUCAUGUUUGUUGAUAGGAGUGUCUGAGAUCCUGUGAUGUAGAUUUUUGUAUUCUGGUUUAUAGUGAAAAUGACUUUUAUAUAAAAAAUGAUUUAAACAUUUAAA